Molecule: messenger RNA, 477 nt
Organism: Dothidotthia symphoricarpi CBS 119687
Lineage: Eukaryota; Fungi; Ascomycota; Dothideomycetes; Pleosporales; Dothidotthiaceae
Exons: 1
Coding region: 1-477 (158 amino acids)
Source: RefSeq, a predicted model, not a curated record
AUGUCGACGCUCAGAUGGAUGUCGAGCCCAGGUUGCAGAGAGAAGGCGCGGAGAAGACGGAUACGCGAACACGAACACGAGCAGGAGACGCGAGAGCGGCUUGGCCGAACAGGGCUGACGACCUCGUACGAGGCAGGUCUGUGUGCCACUGCCAAGGGUCCAGCAAACGGGCACUUUUCGAUGGCCUGCAGAGUCGAGAGUCAAGCGUCCAGCGUCCAGCGUCGAGAGGAGCAACAGCAGCAGCAGCAGAGGGUGGGAGAACCAAAUCCAACGCCAGCAAAUGGCACCAGAGCGCCGCGCAAUUCCUCCGGUAGUCUAGGCAGGCCGGACACGGGCGGAACUGGCAGCCGUUUGUUUGUGGUUAGUUGGUUUGGUGGCUGCUGUCCACUUUCGCUUCGAACACGGCUGAGAGCAGGCAUCAUUCGCCCGCUAGACCCAUGCGGCUUUGGUUGUGCAUGGCCGAGUCUUGAGGCAUAA